Molecule: messenger RNA, 2229 nt
Organism: Moneuplotes crassus
Lineage: Eukaryota; Ciliophora; Spirotrichea; Euplotida; Euplotidae
Source: the annotation of a GenBank genome assembly
AUGAGCAAUUUGACAGGAGGGCGAGCUUCUACGAAGCUUAAUCAGUUAACUGACAAGAUCAUCAGCGCACCUAUUCUUCCAGAAGAUGAGAAAGAGCUUGAUGAAGAGUGAAAGAGAGAGGAAGAACUAAUGCUUAAGGAAAAAUAUAAAGAGAGUUUGAAGAGAAGGCAUGAUCUUGCCAUUGUUCUCAAAACCAAGUGCAAUAAAGAAAUAGCCAGGGCUAUUAUGAGAGACCUCGAUGAACAAGGAUUUGACACUGUUCUAGCUGAAUGUUCAGGCAAGCAAGUCAGGUUAACCAAGGAAACAGAGAGCGAUACAAUCAUUCUUGAAGAGCCAAGCAAUGCCAGAGUUAUCUUUGUAGCUUACGAUGACGAAAGAGCUAUUUUGAGGGAAGCUGAGAAUCUUCGCUUCAGAAAAUUCAAAAGGCCUGAUGAUCAAACAGCAUAUGAUAAGGAUAAGAGGGAAAAGAUUGAUUACCUAGACGCACGUAUUAUCAAACAUGAAGAAAAAGAUUUCUUCAAAGUAGCAGAAAAAGAAAAGUAUGAAGGCGGUGAUUUCAAUACUAUUCUCACUGAUGGGGAGAUCAAUUUGUGUGUUUAUAAGCUAGUUUCAUCCCUACAGUUGACUAAGAGCACAUCUAAUUCUUACAAGGCUCUUCCUGUAAAUGUGUAUCCUCCUCUUCCAAAUGAGGCUUUGAUAUUUUAUCUUCUUAAGCAUGGAUACAUCACUGAAAUGGUACCUUUGCACAGUAGAUCUAGAAGCAAGGAGAACUACAAGCCUCUAUUUGAAAGCGUCAUGAAGCAGUACAAAGCUCCUGUCGAAGACUUAAGGAGCUACUAUGGAGAAUCGGUAGCAAUUUACUUUGAAUGGUGUAACUUCAUGGCCAGAUGGCUCCUAGUCCCUUCUAUAAUUUCAAUCAUUCUUUGGCUUGGGGAGUUCUUCAAUGCUGAUGCAAGAGACAAUACUUUGUUUAACUAUAUGUUUGCAGUAGGAAUCACUAUUUGGUCUCCUAUGUUGGUGAGAUUCUGGAGAAGAAGAUGCUCAGAGAUCGAUAUUGAGUGGGAUAACUACAACCUUUCAACAAGUGCAGUAAGCUUUAGACAAGAAUUCAAAGGAGAUAUUAGGAUCAACCCUGUUACUGAUUUGGAAGAAGAUCAUUAUCCAUCAAGCCAAAGAUUAUUGAGAUACAUUGAAUCUUUCAUAAUCUCAACGCCUUUCAUGACUCUUGCCUUUAUUGUUAUGAUUAGCUCUCUCAACAUGAUGGGUUACAGUGACAAAGAUGACCUUCUUGCUUGGGAGUUCUUCGCUCAAAUGGCUCGUCAAGGUGGGAUCUUCGAGAAAGGAACUCUCAUGGCCAACAUCCCAUCGCUGUUCAUGAGCAUCACCAUGAUCACGAUAGGAGUGUUCUAUGAGUCAGCUGCCAAGUAUGCCACAGUCAGAGAAAACCACAAAACCAAAGAAGCCCACAUCAACUCAGUCAACAUCAAGAAGUUCACAUUCAACUUUCUGUUUUACUUUGGCCACUUGUUCUAUGUGGCGUUCCAGAGAAGAGACAUUGAUGGACUCAAGAAAGAACUCAUCGUGCUCGCUCUGGUCGAUGAAGCCAGAAGGAUCUUCAGUGAGUCAGCUUUGCCGACUUUCAUGAAGUAUGGACUACACUUCGACAAGAAGUUUGGCUCGGCCAUCGAAGAGGAACUCAACGAGCUUACAUUGCCUGAGUACACUUACUUCGAAGACUACCUUGAACUGGUCAUACAGUUCGGGUAUGUGUCUAUGUUUGCAGUCGCAUUUCCAUUGGGCGCCUUCAUCACAUAUGUGUUUCUGUUUUUCGAGAGGAGAUCAGAUGCUUACAAAAUUGAGAAGCUAUGCAGGAGACCACUAAGUCUGAACACAUCAGACAUCGGGAUAUGGGAUGAAGUGAUGAAGCUGAUCAGUUUCACAAGCGUGUUUACAAAUUUAUUCUUGUUUUCAUUCCACAAGACAGCUGACGGAGUAGUGUCACAAGGAUGUGAGAGUAGUUCAUACUUCAUCGGAAUCGAGCAUUUACUAAUCAUAGCUAUCUUCAUUUUGCAUGCUAUUAUCUCUACUAAACCAAAAUGGGUUAGAAUCUUCCUCCAAAGAGUUGACCAUAAAGAGAAAAAGAAGUUAAUUCUCACCUCAGCAUUGAGCAAGUUCAAGGGUGCUUUUGCCAAGAUCAGAGGUAUUAAGUUCCUUACCAAAAAGGAUUAA